UUGGCUGCGCGGCGCGCCGGCCGCGCGGGGCCUGUGGGAAGCGGAGUGACGGAGCGAGCGGCUGUUGGAGGAAGGAGAGAAUAUGAAACAGGUGUCAAAAUGACAUCCAGAUUUGGGAAAACAUACAGUAGGAAAGGAGGAAAUGGCAGUUCAAAAUUCGAUGAAGUCUUUUCCAAUAAACGGACCACCCUUAGCACAAAAUGGGGAGAGACCACAUUUAUGGCUAAAUUAGGGCAGAAGAGGCCCAAUUUCAAACCAGAUAUCCAAGAAAUUCCGAAGAAACCUAAGGUGGAAGAAGAAAAUACUGGAGAUCCUUUUGGAUUUGAUAGUGAUGAUGAGUCUCUACCAGUUUCUUCAAAGAAUUUAGCCCAGGGUAAGGGUUCCUCUUACUCAGAAUCUAGUGAAGCUGCUCAGCUGGAAGAGGUCACUUCUGUACUUGAAGCUAAUAGCAAAAUUAGUCAUGCAGUGGGCGAAGACAGUGUUGUAUCUGAUAAAUGCUUACUUUUGGAAGAAACUUUGGUUGGGAAAGAAAAGAGCACAAACCGAAUUUUAGAAGAUGAUGCAAGCAGAAGUAGCUGUGCUAAAUUAGCGACUUCAGAUAAAGUGGAGAAUUUUAGUGAAGAAUAUGAAAAGAAUAGUCACCAUAUUUACAAAAAUGCUGAAGACAGUACUAAGAAACCCAGUGCAGAAACAACAGUAGCUUCUGUAUACAAAGCUGAUGAAAUCAAGGAAACAAAUGACACUUGGAACUCUCAACUUGGAAAAAGGUCAGAAUCUCCAUCAGAAACAUCUCCCAUUAAGGGAUCUGUAAGAACUGGUUUGUAUGAAUGGGAUAAUGAUUUUGAAGAUAUCAGAUCAGAAGAUUGUAUUUUAAGUUUGGAUAGUGAUCCUCUUUUGGAGAUGAAGGAUGAGGAUUUUAAAAACCGGUUGGAAAAUCUAAAUGAAGCCAUUGAGGAAGACAUCAUGCAAAGUGUUCUUAGGCCAAGCAACUGUAGGACGUACUGUAGGGCCAAUAAAGCAAAAUCCUCACAAGGAGCUUCAAAUUUUGAUAAGCUAAUGGACGGAACCAGUCAGGCCUUAGCCAAAGCAAACAGUGAAUCAAGUAAGGAUGGCCUGAAUCAGGCAAAGAAAGGCAGUGUAAGUUCUGGGACCAGUUUUAGAGGGACAGUUGGACGGACUAGAGAUUACACUGUUUUACAUCCAUCUUGCUUGUCAGUUUGUAAUGUUACCAUACAGGAUACUAUGGAACGGAGCAUGGAUGAAUUCACUGCAUCAACCCCUGCAGAUUUGGGCGAAGCUGGCCGCCUAAGAAAAAAGGCAGAUAUUGCGACUUCUAAGACCACUACUAGAUUUCGACCUAGUAAUACUAAAUCUAAAAAGGAUGUUAAACUUGAAUUUUUUGGUUUUGAAGAUCAUGAUGAGACAGGAGGUGAUGAAGGAGGUUCUGGGAGUUCUAAUUACAAAAUUAAGUAUUUUGGUUUUGAUGAUCUCAGUGAAAGUGAAGAUGAUGAUGAAGAUGACUGUCAAGUGGAAAGAAAGACAAGCAAAAAAAGAACUAAAACAGCUCCAUCCCCCUCCUUGCAGCCUCCUCCUGAAAGCAUUGAUAAUUCCCAGGACAGUCAGUCUAGUGCUAACAAUGCAGAAAACUUGGAUUUUACAGAGGACUUGCCUGGUGUGCCUGAAAGUGUGAAGAAGCCCCCAAAUAAACAAGGAGAUAAAUCAAAAGAAAACACCAGAAAGAUUUUUAGUGGUCCCAAACGGUCUCCUACAAAAGCUGUAUAUAAUGCUAGACAUUGGAACCAUCCAGACUCUGAAGAGCUGCCUGGGCCACCAAUAGUAAAACCUCAGAGUGCCACAGUGAGGCUGUCUUCAAAGGAACCAAAUCAAAAAGAUGAUGGAGUUUUUAAGGCUCCUGCACCACCACCCAAAGUGAUAAAAACUGUGACAAUACCUACUCAGCCCUACCAAGAUAUAGUUACUGCACUGAAAUGCAGAAAAGAAGACAAAGAAUUGUAUACUGUUGUUCAGCAUGUGAAGCACUUCAAUGAUGUGGUGGAAUUUGGUGAGAAUCAAGAAUUCACUGAUGACAUUGAGUACCUGUUAAGUGGCUUAAAGAGCACUCAGCCUCUAAACACACGUUGCCUUAGUGUUAUUAGCUUGGCUACUAAAUGUGCCAUGCCCAGUUUUCGAAUGCACCUGAGAGCACAUGGAAUGGUAGCAAUGGUCUUUAAAACCUUGGAUGAUUCCCAGCACCAUCAGAAUCUGUCCCUUUGUACAGCUGCCCUCAUGUACAUACUGAGUAGAGAUCGUCUGAACAUGGAUCUUGAUAGAGCUAGCCUAGAUCUAAUGAUUCGACUUCUAGAACUGGAACAAGAUGCUUCUUCAGCUAAGCUACUGAAUGAAAAAGACAUGAACAAAAUCAAAGAAAAAAUUCGAAGGCUCUGUGAAACUGUACACAACAAGCAUCUUGAUCUAGAAAAUAUAACGACUGGGCAUUUAGCUAUGGAGACCUUGCUGUCCCUUACUUCUAAACGAGCAGGAGACUGGUUUAAAGAAGAACUCCGGCUUUUGGGUGGUCUGGAUCAUAUUGUAGAUAAAGUGAAAGAAUGUGUGGAUCAUUUAAGUAGAGAUGAAGAUGAAGAGAAACUGGUAGCCUCAUUAUGGGGAGCAGAGAGAUGUUUACGAGUUUUAGAAAGUGUAACAGUGCAUAAUCCAGAGAAUCAAAGCUACUUGAUAGCAUAUAAAGAUUCACAACUCAUUGUUUCUUCAGCUAAAGCAUUACAGCAUUGUGAAGGAUUGAUUCAGCAGUAUAACCGUGCUGAGAACAGUAUAUGCUUACCUGACAGUAAGCCUCUGCCUCACCAGAAUGUAACCAACCAUGUGGGCAAAGCCGUAGAAGACUGCAUGAGGGCCAUCAUUGGGGUAUUGCUCAAUUUAACUAAUGAUAAUGAGUGGGGCAGCACCAAAACGGGAGAACAGGAUGGCUUGAUUGGCACAGCAAUGAACUGUGUGCUUCAGGUUCCAAAGUACCUACCUCAGGAGCAGAGAUUUGAUAUUCGAGUGCUGGGCUUAGGUCUACUGAUAAAUCUAGUGGAGUAUAGUGCUCGGAAUCGGCACUGUCUUGUCAACAUGGAAACAUCAUGUUCUUUUGAUUCUUCCCUCUGUAGUGGAGAAGGUGAUGAUAGUUUAAGGAUAGCUGGACAAAUUCAUGCCGUUCAGGCCUUAGUGCAGCUAUUCCUUGAGCGAGAACGAGCAGCCCAGUUGGCAGAAAGUAAAACAGAUGAAUUGAUCAAAGAUGCUCCCACCACUCAGCAUGAUAAGAGUGGAGAGUGGCAAGAGACAAGUGGAGAAAUACAGUGGGUAUCAACUGAAAAGACUGAUGGUACAGAAGAGAAACAUAAGAAGGAAGAGGACGAUGAAGAACUUGACCUCAAUAAAGCCCUUCAGCAUGCUGGCAAACACAUGGAGGAUUGCAUUGUGGCCUCAUAUACAGCACUACUUCUCGGGUGUCUCUGCCAGGAGAGUCCAAUCAAUGUGACCACUGUGCGAGAAUAUCUGCCAGAAGGCGACUUUUCAAUAAUGACAGAGAUGCUCAAAAAAUUCCUGAGCUUCAUGAAUCUUACUUGUGCUGUUGGAACCACAGGCCAGAAAUCUAUCUCUAGAGUGAUUGAAUACUUGGAACAUUGCUAGCUGCUUGCUUUACCUUUGCUUCAGGUGCUCGGUAAUGCUCGAGCUAUUCUUAGACAAAGAAAAGUCAUGAAAGAAGUCCUUGAAGAUAUACCAAGAACAUUCAUCAGUAUCAUUCAUGUUUGGAUUUUUAAGGCCACCUGAUUUCUUCGUCAUGCAUUCUGCAUUUGCUAAAUGACAGUUACUACAUCAAUCUGCAACUAUCAAAAAUGAGGGAAAAGGUUCAGGCUGUUAACAAUUCCAUGCAGUAUUUAAAUACACUUACUUUGGCAGAGUUUAUACUCUCCCCUUGUUCUCUUGCUUUAUUCUGGGCAAGUUGUAAGGGGAAAAUUUGUGCUGCUGUUAGUGCAACUGCUGUGUAUGUUGAGCCACUGUUGUCAUGCCAGCCAGGUGCAGAGGCAGCUUAGCUACUGAGGUAUCGAAUGUUUUGAGGACAUUCUAGACAACAGCUUAGUUCCUUUUUCAGGCUCAUUUGCUUUUGCUUUUUGUUGAAUGAUUCCAAUCGUAAAUAAAGCUUUUAAUAAUUUUGUGAAUUUUUUUUCUUUGUUGUUCCCUGAACUACUGUCUAUAUUUAAAAUUAGAUGGAAUCCAAAGACACAAGGGAUUAAUAGUAUAUUUUUUUAUUUUUCAUUUGGUUUGGGUUGUUGAACUAUUUUUCACUUUUGAGACCAUGACCAUAUUAUCAUGCCAUGAUGAGUCAUAGCUGUAGACACAAGAAAACCAACAACAGUUUGAGGGAAUAUUACAUAAGAUGAUGUGCCCUGUUAAAGGAUGAAGCAAAAUAGACAAACCCAGGGUAGUUUCAGCUUAAUGCUAGAGGAGGCUCUUGAAACAUUGUGUUGAGGGAGGACCCUCUAGAUAUAUUUUCUAAUGUUCAGUACAAUAAAUAUAAGGAAGCUAAAACACCAAUGUGGAAUUCAUGUUUCCAGAAAAUGUGUAUAUUCUUCUAUAGAGUGACAGGAUCAAAUGCAAAAACGCAAAGCCUUAAAUUGCUGGUUCAGAGAAAAUCCUUUUUUUUCCCCCCAUUCAGAUUCUUAGUUCAUAGAACAGUGUGUUUGGAAAACAGUCAUGGAACACACAAAACACAUUUUAUAUAUUUAAUUUCACAACAUUGCAAAUCUUUCUUGUGUUAAUUAUUGUUCAGACCACUGGUAAAACUUUUCUUUUUUUGUUGAUUGGGCCUGAAUACAGGCUUUCCAGAGAUCUCUUUCAUUAAUACUUUUAAAUACCUUUCGGGUAGUUAUGUCAUGUUUCUUCAUUGGAUUUGUAAAACUUGAAGCCAUAAAAAUAUUAGUUUGGUGUGUAUUGAGGAAAAUAGCUAAAAGUCUAAUUGUUACUCAUUUAGACUUUGUUAUUUCCUUGUAUAAAGUGACAAAUCGGGGCUCUUGUAUCAGUGCCAGCUGUAAUGUUUUUUAAAUGCAGUGGCUGCCUUCUAUUGUCUUCCUAUUUUUGAUAAUGCAGAUUGUUGGGAAAUCUAUAAGGAAGUAACUGAUUCCAGGCAAAUUGUUUUCUUCCUCCUACCCACCCAACCCCCACCCAUCACCUUCUAACAGCAUAGUUAUGCCAGUGUAACUUGGGAAAGAUUGAGGUCUUAUUUGCCCUGAGUAUAAAAGCUAGCUUAGCAAACUAUUUUAAAAGUAUAUCAGUAAAUGAUAUUCAUAAAUUGAAUUAGUUAGAUAUAUUUUGUUUAAAAAAUUUAAAGUGCAUUGAUAUUUAUUAAUCAUUGGAUUUAGGAAAAGGAACAGAUUUCUGGUAAAACUGACAUGCGGCAGAUGGUAAAGAAUAUUAUAAAAUGUUUGGAUGAGAACAAUCAGGGCGAACUACAUUUUUCUGUUACACUGGUAAUCAUUUGAGAAUUGAUUUACCUCAGUGUUUAACAGUUUUUUGUUUUGUUUUGUUUUUUAAAUAAUAACUAAUUGUCAAGCACUGAUAGAGAUGCAGACUUUGGUGGGGGGGGGGUGGGGGGAGAAAUCACCUCACCAGCUGCAGUGCAUUUGUGUGUUUUUAACCCUCAGAGAACUCUGCAUUUUAGGGUACUUGAGGCUGACUUGCAAAUUAAAGUUUUAAAGUAACCUUUUUUUCCAUUGUAAAUAUUUCUGUAAAUACUACCAAUUGGAAAUUAGAACAGUAGAGUACUUUUCUGAAUCCAAUCCUAUUUUUAUUUUAUACAGUAUUUCUCAGCUGUGAUCUUUGGAGCAAAAGCCAACGGCAGGAAAAAAAAAUAGUUUGUACCAGUUUCAUGAAGUAUGUCUUUGGGUUUUUGUAAAUAAUUUUAACUCAAAUAAAAUUGCUACUUUCAAUACA
Molecule: messenger RNA, 5991 nt
Organism: Canis lupus familiaris (dog)
Lineage: Eukaryota; Metazoa; Chordata; Mammalia; Carnivora; Canidae
Gene: WAPL
Product: WAPL cohesin release factor
Exons: 19
Coding region: 100-3690 (1196 amino acids)
Biological process (GO): regulation of chromosome condensation
Source: RefSeq, a predicted model, not a curated record